UUGUUUUGUUUCUGAUUGAGCGAUUCGUAGCUGGAUUUCUGUGCAUUUUCAAUUUAUUUUUACUAAAAUUUUAUCAAUAUGAGUCGCCGAAAGCGAGCAAAGGUUGAAAACCGCGAAAUGGAUGAAAAACUAAAGCAAGAUGAUUCUGAAUCUGAUCAAUCUGAAAGAAGCAAAGUUACUUCUUCAAGUCCGACGUCGGUCGGUGGUCGACGAGAGUCAUCAUCGAGUCGAACAACUGAAGUCAAAGAAUCUAGGAAAGAAGAGAAGGUGACUAUAGAAGAGACCAAAAGCGACGACAUUGAAGAGAUAAACUAUAAAGAAAUGCUAAACAGUUUGGAAGGUGCAGCAUUUCAAUCACGGUUGCCAUUUGACAAAAUGUCUUCAUUAGAAGCAGAAAGUUUCUCCGAUCUCCAGGGAGCGUCCAGUCAAGCAUUUGUCCAAAUCAGAAAUCGGGUUCUUAAACUCUGGUUUGAGGACCCUAAGAAGCAGCUUACUCAGGAAUAUGCUGUUCAGAAAAUGGAAGCUCCUUAUAAUGGUGAUCCAGCAUUGGUGAUGAGGACACAUGCGUUUCUUGAAAGACACGGAUUUAUAAAUUAUGGUAUUUAUGAACGUAUCACACCUAUUCCGGCACCACCCAAAGGAAAACAGAGACCUAAAGUGAUAAUCAUUGGAGCAGGUGUAUCAGGUCUAGCUGCUGCGCGUCAACUUCAAUCCUUUGGUUGCGAGGUUGUCAUUUUAGAGGGACGAGAUAGAGUGGGAGGACGGAUUUGCACAUAUAGAAAAGGUCCAUAUGUAGCCGAUUUAGGAGCUAUGGUGGUUACUGGGCUAGGUGGUAACCCGGUAACAACUUUAUCAGUUCAGAUGAAUAUGGAACUGCAUAAGAUAAAACAGAAGUGUCCCCUAUAUGAAGCCACUGGAAAUCAAGUUCCUAAGCACAAAGAUGAAAUGGUGGAGCGCGAAUUCAACCGUUUGCUGGACGCUACUUCUUAUCUGUCGCACCAAGUGGACUUUAACUAUUACAACGAUACACCCGUCUCUCUGGGCCAGGCUUUGGAGUGGGUCAUUAAACUUCAGCAGAAAAAUGUCAAGCAUAAACAGAUUCAACAUCUAAAAGCUGUGAUUACUUUGCAAGAAAAACUCAAAACGAACGUAAAUAAAAUGUCUGACAUCCAAGAGUUAUUAAGGUCCAUGAAAGCAGAGAAAGAGUCUUUGAUCGCGGAUAGACAGAAAGGUGCAACGGGAGACGCAAGCGUCUUGCAAGAGUUUAAUUUGCGUCGCUUGAAUAGAGAAAUGAACUUACUGUGCAACGAGUAUGACACUUUGGUCGCCCAGAAUACUGGCAUUGAAGAGAAAUUGACGCAGCUUGAGACUAACCCACCUAGCUCGGUGUACCUCUCAGUCAGAGACAGGCAGAUCUUGGAUUGGCACUUUGCCAACUUGGAAUUUGCAAACGCAACGCCACUAAACACGCUCUCGUUGAAACAUUGGGACCAGGACGACGACUUCGAGUUCACUGGCAACCAUUUGACAGUUCGCAAUGGCUACUCGUGUGUGCCGGUCGCUCUGUCAGAAGGUCUGGACAUUAGACUAGGAACGGCUGUUACGGAAAUCGAAUACUAUGGACCUGGUGUCACUGUCAAGGCUGUCAACCCACGGGCACUCAACCAACCGCAAACGUUCAAAGGUGAUGUGGUGCUCUGCACGCUUCCACUGGGCGUGCUGAAAGUUGCAGUCGCGAACAACGGGCAGAACCAACAGAACUUUAUCAAGUUCGACCCGCCUCUGCCGGAUUGGAAGGUUGCAGCCAUCAAACGCCUUGGCUAUGGCAACCUGAACAAGGUGAUACUGUGCUUCGAGCGAACCUUCUGGGAUCCCAGUGCCAACCUCUUCGGGCAUGUCGGCACGACUACUGCAAGCAGAGGUGAGCUGUUCCUCUUUUGGAACUUGUGGAGCGCUCCGGUCCUUCUCGCGCUGGUCGCCGGGGAAGCCGCCGCCGUGAUGGAGAACGUCACUGAUGACGUCAUCGUCGGCCGCUGCAUUGCUGUGCUGAAGAGCAUCUUCGGUCAUGCCGCCGUGCCGCAACCUAAGGAAUGUGUGGUCACUAGAUGGCGUGCGGAUCCGUUCGCCCGAGGCUCGUACAGCUUCGUCGCGGUGGGCUCGUCGGGAACAGACUACGAUUUGCUGGCUGCGCCCGUGCCCGGCUCGCCCGGAGACAACAGGCUGUUCUUCGCUGGUGAGCACACAAUGCGCAACUACCCAGCCACGGUUCACGGCGCGUUCCUCUCAGGUCUGAGAGAGGCUGGUCGCCUUGCAGACCUUUUGCUGCCUCAGCCGCCUAUCACCAACGCCAGUGUGGCAGCCGCCACAGCCGCCGCCAACCAGGCUUCUUGAUUUUACGACGUGCUGAAGAAGUGUGUGCUUCUUUAGUUUAGACUAUAGGACAAUAGACGAUACGGUCAAUACCCGCUUAUGCUUCAACCACACCAACGUGUGCAGAUCGCUAUCGCCGGCGCGAUCAGCACACGUUGGUGUAGUUGAAGCUUUAAGGUUCCAAAAUAGAAGCUACUACGAUUUAUUGUAUAUGGUUCUCUAAUUCGCUGCCAACCAGGCCUCAUGAUUAUAUGCCUUUCUGAAGAAGUGUGUGUUCCUGCCUCAGCCGCUAAUCACCAACGCCAAUCAGGCUUCUUGAUUUUACGACGUACUGAAGAAGUGUGUGCUUCUCUUAAGCUUCCACAACAGACGCUACGUACGAAUCAUUGAACAUACCCUUCCUAAAGUUUCUUCUUUCUUUCUUUCUUUCUGAAGAAGUGUGUGUUCUUGCCUCAGCCGCCGCAAACCAGGCUUCCAGACUAAAGGACAAUAGAUGCUCGUACCAGUCAUUGGAUACACACCCCCUUAUGUUCCUUACUUACUUAAUAAGUUGACUACAGCCGCUGUUAACCAGAGGGCUUAGUGUGAGUUUACAUCAAACGUCGUCACUAGUGAUCAAGUCAAAAAAAAUCUAUGAUGAUUUUAGUUUUUGAAAAAAUCCACUAGGGUCGCUGUACAAUCCGUCAUAUUUAUUUAAUGGCAUUUUUAAAUUUUUGUAAACUCACAAUAAGCUCCCAGGUCUCGUAUUAUUAUGGUGUGCUGAAGAAGUGUGUUUUACAGGAAAAUAGCGUUAAUUAAUGGUUGUCGAGAGUAGAAACUUUGUGUGUUCGUUUGUGCUUAAUUCAUUCUUUUAAUUUUCAUGGACAUUUUAUUGGCCAUAGAAUAAGUUUUUUUUGUUUAGAUAAUACAAUUUGAUUGAUGUAAUUAGUUUUUAAGUUUAGUCAUAAUAUUUUUCUUUGUGUAUCAGUAAUGAAUUCAAUAAGUAAACAUUGUGAUGAAAUAGUUAUUCAAAAUAAUAAAAGUCUAGAAACAGUACAAUGAAUGUUAGUUAAUUAAUGAAUUGGUGCAUUUUUAUACAAUUUUCAUGAAAUAUUUGUGUAAUGUCAAAUAUUAAACUGUUACAAGAAAACCAAUCACUCUAAAUAUUGUUUACUAUACUUAUGCAAUUAUACAUAAUAUUUCGUGCUACAUUCAUUUAUAGUAUUAAAUUGACAAUGAUUUAAAUCAAACGUCAUUAAAUAUCUUACAGUUAUAAUUAAAAUAAACUGAACAGCAACAUAAGUUCGUAUGAAAUUCUAAUAACAUUUGUUAAGUGCGAUGAAAAGUUUUGUAACUUCAAAUAGUUAUAGCCAAUAAAUAUUAAUUGCUAAUUAAAAUGUGCGUUCGGAAAAGUAA
Molecule: messenger RNA, 3765 nt
Organism: Ostrinia nubilalis (European corn borer)
Lineage: Eukaryota; Metazoa; Arthropoda; Insecta; Lepidoptera; Crambidae
Gene: Su(var)3-3
Product: lysine-specific histone demethylase 1A
Exons: 16
Coding region: 79-2391 (770 amino acids)
Biological process (GO): negative regulation of transcription by RNA polymerase II; positive regulation of transcription by RNA polymerase II
Cellular component (GO): nucleus
Molecular function (GO): chromatin binding; oxidoreductase activity; transcription factor binding
Source: RefSeq, a predicted model, not a curated record